Messenger RNA from Rhopalosiphum padi (bird cherry-oat aphid), 7079 nucleotides. It is a transcript of the gene slo, whose product is annotated as calcium-activated potassium channel slowpoke. Gene Ontology annotation, biological process: potassium ion transport; transmembrane transport. The transcript has 28 exons. Bases 801 to 4451 code for a protein of 1216 amino acids. Gene Ontology annotation, molecular function: large conductance calcium-activated potassium channel activity. Gene Ontology annotation, cellular component: postsynaptic membrane. The record is from RefSeq and is a predicted model, not a curated record. Lineage: Eukaryota; Metazoa; Arthropoda; Insecta; Hemiptera; Aphididae.
AAGCAGCCGAUCCGCGGCAGUCGCUCGUUACCCAUCGACGGUGUCGCGCGCAGAAUACACCGUGUGUGCGUGCGUGUGUGUGUGCGUGUGUGUGUGCGUGUGUGUGUGUGGCGUGUGUGUGAUAUGUGUGUGCGAGUGUGUAACCGUACGUGGCCGCUCGACGUUGGGUUCUAUAAGAUAAUAUAGUAACGACAUCGGCAUUUUUUCUAAAAAAAAAAAAUGUACACACACACAAAGUAACUUUUGAAACACGCGUAAUACGAUAAUAAUAUUAUACAGUCGUGAUAAUAUGUAUUACGUACAAGCGAUGGCUCUUUGAUAUAUAUAUAUAUAUAUAUACGCACACGGACGUGCACUCGCGAACUUAGUAAUUUACACUUCAACCGCGAGGUGUUCACUGCGUGAGAACGUCAUAAUAUUACUGCGUAUAGUAGACAUACGAAGACGACGACUACACCUGCGGCGAAAGUUUUCGUCUCGUAUCGCGAGUCACCGUCGUCGGAUCAGGUGCACACUCUGCAACGAUCGGUCACUAUACCGCGGCACAGGGCCCAUCGGCACGCACGGCGCGCGUCCAAUCGCGCGGCCGGCCACCGCUCGCAUCCCGUCGCGCCUGUCCGCUGAUCCCGUCGCGGCAACACCCGCAGCGCCGCCAACACCGGAACCACCGACCGGCCAUGGCCGCAAGGUAACAGCGCGAGCACGCCGGCUGGAUACCACUGGUGUGGUACACGGCGACGAGACGUCGGCCACGCCGUGGUAUUUGAUGUUUCCGGAUCGGACGGCCCCGGCGAGGUACAAUGCUUCCGGAAAGGCAAUGCUGCGCGCAGCUAUGCCCGGUACAGACGACCACGAUGCCGCCGAAGACCGAGUGCCUGCAGGACCGCAAGUGGUGGUGCUUCCUGCUGUCCAGCGUGUUCACGUUUCUCGCUGGGCUGCUCAUCGUGCUCCUGUGGCGGUUCUUCGCGUUCCUGUUCACGCGCAAGCAGCCCGCCGAGCUCGCGGCGCCCGGUUGCCCGAACAGCGAGCCCAAGAAGGAGCCAAAGCGGCAGGGCAAACAGGAGUUCGAGGGAACGUUCAUGACAGAGGCCAAAGACUGGGCGGGCGAACUGAUAUCCGGACAGACCACUACCGGGCGGAUAUUGGUGGUGCUUGUGUUCAUUUUAAGUAUAGCAUCUCUAAUUAUAUAUUUUAUCGACGCCUCCAACGAGGAGGUUGAACGAUGCCAAAAGUGGAGUCACAAUGUUACUCAACAAGUAGAUUUAGCGUUCAAUAUUUUUUUUAUGGUUUAUUAUUUUAUAAGAUUUAUAGCCGCCAGUGAUAAGUUAUGGUUUAUGUUAGAAAUGUACUCGUUUGUAGACUACUUCACGAUUCCACCGUCGUUUCUAUCGAUAUACUUGGGUCGAACUUGGAUCGGUCUAAGGUUCCUCCGAGCUCUGCGCCUAAUGACAGUGCCUGAUAUUUUGCAAUAUUUAAACAUUCUAAAAACGUCGAGUUCAAUUCGACUUGCUCAACUUGUGUCUAUUUUUAUAUCCGUGUGGUUGACCGCCGCCGGAAUCAUCCAUCUCCUGGAAAACUCAGGAGAUCCAUUUGAGUUCCAAAACCAGCAACGGUUAUCAUACUGGACUUGUGUGUACUUUUUGAUUGUCACCAUGUCCACGGUCGGAUAUGGAGAUGUGUUUUGCCAGACUAUUUUGGGCAGAACUUUUCUAGUAUUUUUCCUACUCGUCGGCCUCGCGAUUUUUGCGAGUUGUAUACCCGAGAUAAUUGACCUGAUCGGAACUAGACCAAAAUACGGAGGAACCCUGAAGAAUGAACGUGGAAGGAGGCACAUCGUCGUUUGCGGACACAUCACCUACGAAUCGGUGUCGCAUUUUCUGAAAGAUUUUUUACAUGAAGACAGAGAGGACGUAGACGUGGAAGUGGUAUUCUUACACAGAAAAGAGCCAGAUUUAGAAUUGGAAGGGCUGCUCAAACGUCACUACACCACUGUCGAGUUUUUUCAGGGUACAAUGAUGAACGCAGUAGAUCUAGAGAGGGUGAAGGUCCACGAGGCUGAUGCCUGUUUGGUGUUGGCGAACAAGUACUGCCAGGACCCGGACGCCGAAGACGCUGCGAACAUAAUGAGGGUCAUUUCUAUCAAAAAUUACUCGGACGACAUAAGGGUCAUUAUACAACUCAUGCAGUAUCACAAUAAAGCGUAUUUACUCAACAUUCCGUCGUGGGACUGGAAACAAGGAGACGACGUGAUUUGCUUGGCGGAGUUGAAACUUGGUUUCAUCGCACAGAGUUGUCUAGCGCCAGGAUUUUCCACAAUGAUGGCGAAUUUAUUCGCUAUGAGGUCGUUCAAAACGAGUAGAGAUGUGAUAGAGCGUUUGAUACCGUGUAUAGUUCCUGUGAAGAGUGUGGAGUUUGGUGUAUUUCAGUCUCCGGAUACGCAAGCGUGGCAGAACGACUAUCUGCAGGGGACCGGCUGCGAGAUGUAUACGGAGACCCUGUCCCCGUCAUUCACCGGCAUGACGUUUCCGCAGGCCAGCGAGUUGUGCUUCACGAAGCUGAAACUUCUGUUGUUGGCUAUUGAAAUAAAAGGCGAGGACGGACGGGACAGCAAGAUAUCAAUAAACCCCAGAGGUUCCAAGAUACAGGCGAGCACGCAGGGGUUCUUUAUCGCUCAAUCAGCUGACGAAGUCAAAAGGGCUUGGUAUUACUGUAAGGCAUGUCACGAAGAAAUUAGAGACGAAACGCUGAUCAAGAAGUGCAAGUGCAAAAACUAUGUCGGUAUGAUUAUGAUGGAGACUGGAAUGUUGGCACAUAAUUAUAAUUUCGAGGUGGCGACAUUCCGGAAAGGCGUUCGCGCUAUACAAAUGGUCGGACGGGCAAACGAUCAUCCUCCCCCCACGGAAACUCCACCAACUCUUCCAAAGAGAGUACAUAAUAUCAGAGGUGACGUCGGAAAGGAAAAGGAAAUAACACUGUUGGGCAACAAAAAUACACCAACGGCAAUGCCUAAUUCGAUAAUGUCGGCGGCAAAACAAGUGAACAAAGUGAAGCCAAUCAACCGUCCGGCGGACAAAGGGUCGCCUAACCAAAAUUACAACCGAGCUCAACAAGAAGAAGGAAGCUACGCCGGAUAUCAACUCGCAUACGAAGUUAAAAAAUUAUUACCGACGACCAGAGGAGGAUCGGCCGGCACAAACAUAAAUAGCAACGGUAUUCAAAUCGGUAUCGCCGACGACCAAGCGAAAGACUUUGAUUUUGAAAAGACUGAAAUGAAGUACGACUCCACCGGUAUGUUUCAUUGGAGUUCGGCUAAAAGCCUUGAAGAAUGCAUCCUGGACAGGAACCAAGCCGCGAUGACCGUAUUGAACGGUCAUGUCGUGGUGUGCCUGUUUGCUGAUCCGGAUUCGCCGUUGAUCGGACUUAGGAAUUUAGUUAUGCCUCUACGUGCAUCAAAUUUCCAUUACCACGAGCUCAAGCACGUGGUGAUCGUCGGCGCCGUGGAUUAUAUUCGCCGCGAGUGGAAGAUGUUACAAAAUUUACCGAAAAUUUCUGUGCUCAAUGGAUCGCCACUGAGUCGAGCCGACUUACGAGCGGUUAAUGUAAAUCUGUGCGAUAUGUGUGUGAUAUUGUCCGCAAAAGUUCCUAGCAAUGACGACCCUACGUUGGCUGACAAAGAGGCCAUUUUAGCGUCGUUGAACAUCAAAGCGAUGACUUUCGACGACACCAUCGGAGUGCUCACGCAAGACGAGACCGCGGUGACCAAACAAUUUGAUCCGGAUGGUCUGAAUUGCGCUGGUGGGCCCAUAGUGUUGCAGAGACGAGGGUCAGUGUACGGCGCCAACGUUCCGAUGAUUACUGAACUGGUUAACGACAGCAACGUACAGUUUCUUGACCAAGACGACGACGACGACCCCGACACAGAGUUGUACCUCACCCAGCCGUUUGCGUGCGGUACGGCUUUCGCCGUCAGUGUCUUGGACUCGCUCAUGUCGACGACGUAUUUCAAUCAAAACGCGUUGACGCUCAUCCGAUCGCUGAUUACCGGUGGAGCGACGCCUGAACUUGAACUCAUUUUAGCUGAAGGAGCUGGUCUCCGCGGUGGUUAUAGCACCGACGAGAGCUUGGCCAACCGAGACCGAUGCCGGGUCGGUCAGAUCUCGCUGUAUGACGGCCCGUUGGCACAGUUCGGCGAAGCCGGCAAGUAUGGCGACCUGUUCGUGUCCGCCCUCAAGUCAUACGGGAUGUUGUGCAUUGGUCUAUACAGGUACCGAUUCAGAGACAGAAGUUCGUCUUGCGAUGCGUCGUCAAAACGAUACGUCAUCACGAACCCACCGGACGAUUUCUCGCUGAUGCCCACGGAUCAGGUAUUUGUGCUGAUGCAGUUUGAUCCCGGGCUCGAGUACAAGCCCACCAGCCGAAACGGAGGACGCGCCAAAGACGACAACUCCUGACUAUUGCUUUGUAGCGCUCUCACAGACGGUCCGUAUUCGUACAUCUAAAUCGCACGGGGCCGGACUCGAUUGCGCGGCAACCGCACACUACAAACACGAUCGCCACCACCACCACCACCACCACCACCACCACCUCCACAACCACAACCUCCACGACCUCCGACACCUCCGCCUCCACCGAACGUUGCGACACUACGACGAUUUUCUUCGUGUCGUCUCUUGUUUUCGUUUUCUGUAGCAAACGUUGAUAUUUGUACUUCUGUUAAUCGACAACGUGAACGAAUACUCGUCGGGAACCACAGGCCUUUCGGCUAUGUCAUUUGUCCACUCAAUUAAUUUUUCCGAUACCGUCAACCUUAUGCCGGACACCGGUUUGGUAAGCAUCGACGUACGUGGUUGUCAAUCCGAGUUAAAUCCUACAAAAUAUACACUCAAUCGUCAUGUUAGGAUUGUUCGUCACUCACCCGUUCGAGUAUCUAUACUAACUCACACACACACACACACACACAUACACACACACACAUUUAUACUAUGUACGUGUGUAUAAUGGAUUGUUUAAAUUUUACGUACAACUUAGGGUCAAACCUAAGACGUAAAAUUGUAUCAAUCUAGUAUACAUACGUUCAUUUUAUAUGGUAAACGACCACAUAAGGUACUCACAUGUGUGCGUGCGUGUGUGUGUGUGUUUGUGUGUGUGUGUGUGUGUGUGUUUGUGAAUAUGUUAGCGUAUUUAUGCGUGUAUGAGUGAGUCCUGCAGUACAUCGUCUUGAAAAUCUUAUGUAUGUACGUAUUGUUUGAAAGAUUAAUGGUUUGGAGAUGGCUCUGCGCGUUUUCGAUAAUCUAUAUUUUUAGAGGAAAGAGGACACAAUACGACCCGUACUUUUGUCAGGAUUUUUCGUUUCCUUUUUUAAAAUUACUAUCAAGUCUUAUCUGGACUUACGUUUCGAUUGGCGCACUGGAUGAAAUCGUUUGUCCUUAUGACCAACUUCGCCAGUAAAUACAUUUUCACGUUCGUUUUCUACGUACCUCAACUCCGAUAUUUACACUAUACCUUUCUGCCGAAAUUUUUUUUUACAUUUUAUUCGAUCGUGUUGCCACAACGUGUGCGUCGCCCCACUUUUCGAGCCUCGCCGCUGCGAUUUAGACGACAAACGGACAACGUGUUAGCGCUACACCCGUCGGUAACUUUUUCUGUACAGUAUAAAAUCUCGUCGUGUAAUAGUUUACUUAAAUAACUACUUUAUUGUUCAUACUAUAAUAAUUGUUUUGUAAUCGUAAAAUUUGAUUAUAAUAAUGUGUAUUAUGUAGAACACCAAAAGUUAAAAUGAAUAUGUAUAACGCUCGUUGUACCCUAUAAUGUUUUAUUAUUAUCAAGAGUGUAGUUUAAAAUUAUAAUCGCCUAUGUAUUAUACAAAAAAAAGUUAUAAGAUAAAACCUUAGGAGAGCCAAUUUACAAAAAAAAUAUUUAAGAAAAAGAGAAAAACUAAAAAAAAAUUGUAUCAGAAUAUGCUGUACCCUAAUAUACAGCAAUGUUCUUUAGAAAAUUCUUUAUAUAUAUAUAAAAACAAAAUUGUCAUUUGUUUUUUUUUUAUAAUUGUAAAUAUCAAAUGUAAAGUGGUUAAAAAAAAUUUUAGCGUGUAAGUUGAAUAACUGUACAUUAUUAAUUUCGAACAUUAUUUUAUACACUGCGUUACCGAAUUUAUAAUUGUAUUUCAAUAGUCUGAAAGUUAUCAUUUUUGAGAAAAAAAAUUUCGUUCAUGAGCAGCUAUAUCUUAAUUUUAAAUAUUUUUUUUAUCAUCUACUAAAUUAGUACGAUUUUUUAUCAUUAUUAUUAUAAUUAUAAUUAUAACCAUCAUAAAUCGCGGCUGUUUAUGAAUUCUUGUUAAAAAUCAUAAUAAUAUUUUCAAAAAUCACUACAACGGCACUAAAAGUUUUUUUACACGCAAUUUUUGUAUGAACUUAAAAUAAAGUUCAUUAAAAAAAAGUAUAUAUAGUUAUAUAUAAAUUAAAGUGUUAUAGUUGAAAUUACAAAAUCACUGUUCUAUUUAUUCAAAAUUGGGGGAAUCAGGGGGGCUUGUGGGGAGCUUGUUAUUAUAAAAUAUAUUUUUUUUUAUUGUUAUGAAGCGUUUUACAUAUUGCAAUUUCGUGUAAACAAUAGCAAUACAAAAUGAACAAAUAACUAUUACGAAAAAAAAAAAAAAUUAUAUCUAUUAAAAUACGAACAAAAUAUAAUAUUGGCUUUCUGAGACAAUCAAUAUUUCUAAGGAUAAACAUGUUAAAACCGUAUAAACCUUAAUCGCGCAAUAGACAAAAAAAAAAAUAAUAACAAAAAUAAUAAUAAUUGGACGUUUUAUUUCUUGAAAUAAUUAUUAUAAAUAUUGCAUACUUGAAUCAUAAUGACGAGCUUUUUGUUAAAAAAAUAUCCCCUUACAAUAUAAUAUUAUGUACAUUUUUUUUUUAAAAGACAAGUUUGGAAUUUUAGUAAUUUAAAAUAUCGCUUGAAAAAAAUUGACAUCGUUUUUUUUUUUUUUUUGUAAUCAGUUAUGUUUGAAAUUAUUGUUGUUAUAUUAUUGUUGUUUAUUGCUAUUGAAAUAAAAUUAUAUAAUAAUAAAAAAUACUUAAAAACUA